AUGAUUAGUGCAGAUUAUGCCUCCUCAAAAAACAUAACUCGUGAAAAACGUCUUGAAAAAAAGCGUGUGGCAGAACGAUUGAGGUACCAACGCAUAAAAAAUGACCCCGAAAAGUAUUCCCAACAAAGGGAAAAGGAAAAGAAGAAAUAUAAAAGAAAAAAAGAGAAGGGAACUAUAAAGACCGUAAACCAAAUGACACCCAGAGAAAAUCUAAAAGCUAGAAAGAUAUGGAGAGAAAAGGCAAAACAGCAGAGACGACGUUGA
Pieris macdunnoughi is the source of this 264-nucleotide messenger RNA. The record is from the annotation of a GenBank genome assembly. Lineage: Eukaryota; Metazoa; Arthropoda; Insecta; Lepidoptera; Pieridae.